Messenger RNA from Penaeus vannamei (Pacific white shrimp), 648 nucleotides. The record is from RefSeq and is a predicted model, not a curated record. Lineage: Eukaryota; Metazoa; Arthropoda; Malacostraca; Decapoda; Penaeidae.
AUGCCCACAGAUUCAGUCGUGUCACCGCUCACCAUAUACCCACAUGUCAGCCGAUGUCACCCUUCCACCUAUUGUUCAACCCAGUCAGCGUGUCACCCCUCACCUAUGCCACAUCAGCGUGUCACCCUCCACCCUAGUGUCACAGUCAGCGUGUUCAACCUCCACCCUAUGUCACAGUCUCAGCGGGUCACCCUCCACCCAUACCACAGUCAGUCGGUCACCCGCCAUCCUAUGUCACAGUGCAGCGUGUCACCCCACCCAUUGCCACAGGCAGUCGUUCACCCCCACCCUAUGUCACAUCAGUCACCUCCACCCUAUGUCACAGUCCGCGUCAUCCUCCACCCCGAUUCACAGUCAGCCGUGUCACCCUCCACCCUAUGUCACAGUCAGACCCACCCGUGUCACCCUGCCACGCCUAUUGUCACAGUCAGCUGUGCACCCGUCACCCCUAUAGCCACAGUCAGCGUGUUGUCACCCCUCCACCCCUAUGUUCACCAGUCAGCGUGUCACCCCACCCUAUGCCACAGUCAGCGUGUCACCCUCCACCCCUAUUCACAGUCAGCGUCCGUCGAACCCUCCACCCUAUUCACAAGUCAGCGGUCACCCCCACCCUUACCACGAUCCAGACAGGCCGGGAGCGCCCACUGA